UUAGCUAUUAUUUUACUUUGCAAACAGCAACUUGCCAUACUUAAUUCUCAGACGAAUGUACCCCCGUCCAAGGAGAGACUCGAUGGUGUCAUUGAACUGACCCAGCAGUUUCCAGUCUUCAAACAUGUUGCAUGGGACAAAGUAGAAUAUAUUUUUUUUACCUGUGCAUACAGACAAACACUACUGGGUCUACGCUGCUGAUCUAAGGAGUCAGAAGACUUUCCUUCUGGACAGCAUGAAACCCAAGCCAGCAGUGGCCAAGGUGGAUCACUGUCCAAUGGGGAAAUUGAUAUUAGAGUAUGGGGCUGCUUUCCUUGCAAAGCACAACAUCGAUUUUCCCUUGCAUGAUUGGGAAUUCUUAAUUGCGGAUGUUCCUCAACAAAAAGGAAACGAUGACUGGGGAGUGUUCGCAUGCAUGUUCAUGGAGAACUGGGCGGGUCACAUUCCAUCGGAAUACAAGGAAACUUGGCACUUGGAAAAGCACGUGGAGCACCAGCGA
Messenger RNA from Linum tenue, 499 nucleotides. Lineage: Eukaryota; Viridiplantae; Streptophyta; Magnoliopsida; Malpighiales; Linaceae. The record is from the annotation of a GenBank genome assembly.